Molecule: messenger RNA, 2322 nt
Organism: Cottoperca gobio
Lineage: Eukaryota; Metazoa; Chordata; Actinopteri; Perciformes; Bovichtidae
Gene: hsdl1
Product: hydroxysteroid dehydrogenase like 1
Exons: 5
Coding region: 256-1227 (323 amino acids)
Cellular component (GO): mitochondrion
Source: RefSeq, a predicted model, not a curated record
ACCACUGAACACAUCACGUGACUCAAUGUUUUGAUCCUUCUGCGUGGUGCUGCACGGAGACAUCUCUGCCUGCUGAAACCGGCUGAAACGAUACUAAACCUGCUAUCUUGAUCAGAAAUUUACUAUGUAGAAACAACGUCACGUUUUAUUCACACGCCUGACUUACUAGUUAACGUUACGUCUAAAAACCACAACGUUAAAUCUGCUGUAUUCGCUUUAGCUAGCAAGCUAGCAUCGGCAUCAACAGUGUCAACGAUGGCAGCAGUUGACAGCUUUCAGUUUUUGUAUAGAGAAAUUUCUCGGUCAUGCAAUCCUUAUUUUGAAACCCUGGCCCUGGUCGGUGCUCUUUACACGGCCAGCAGGGCAAUAAUCCUCCUGAGGGACUGCUGCACUUUGGUCAGGGUGCAUUUCCUGCCCAGAAUAAUCCCUAGUAAGAAGAAGCUGAGCCAAAGAUUUGGAGACUGGGCUGUCGUUUAUGGUGCAUCAGAGCCUGUGGCCAAAGCCUAUGUAGAGGAGCUGGCCAGACAUGGCAUCAGUAUUAUCUUUGUCACUCAGAGCCACACGUCUGUUGAAGACACCGCUGCUUCUCUCUCCCAAAGCUACGGAGUGGAAACUGUUGUCGUCCUUGUUGACUUCUCUUUUGGCCAGGCGGCCGGCAAUAACAUCAAAGAAGCCAUGAAGGGUAAAGAUAUCGGCUUCCUGGUGAACUGUGUGGAGUCUUUGGCUUCCCCUCAGAGCCUGGUUGAAAUGCCUGAGCAGGGCCUGUUAGAUUUGGUGAAUAAGAGCGUUGCGGUCGCUACUCUGAUGACCCGGUUGGUGCUGCCAGGGAUGCUGGAGCGCAGCAGAGGAGCUGUGGUCAAUAUAUCAUCGGGUGCUUGCUGCAAACCCCUGCCUGGAAGAGUGACACUCAGCGCCUGCACUGGCUAUAUGGAACAUUUCUCUAGAGCUCUUCACCUUGAGUACAGCGGCAAAGGGAUCUUUGUCCAAAGUCUGAUUCCUUUCCAGUUAGCCUCAAGUGAGCGACAACCGUCAUCAUCAGGAGCAGCGUCACUAAGACUGGGCUGGUUUGAACCAGAUCCAGAGGUCUACGCCCGCCACGCCAUCUCCACCCUGGGAGUCUCUAACAGGACCACCGGAUACUGGCCUCACACACUGCAGUACGGGCUGAUGAGACGUAUUCCAGAGUUUAUUUGGGUUCUUGGAUCACGUGUGCUCAGUUCAAGCUAAGCGCUCUCCUCCCGCACUAAAGACUUAACCCAGUUACUGGAUCUUCUUGUUACCAGAGUCCUGUAGAGUUUUAGUUUCUUCUGUCAUUAGUGAACUCGAGCUCUGUUCAGGUUGGUAGUUCAAUACAUUUUCUUCUAUUUAUUUCGUAUCAAUAUUUAGGGAUGCUGUGGUGGAGUCAAUGUACAUCACUCGUGUAUUAAUAUGUGGUCUGACAAAUCUGCGACAUCCUAAAUUAACUAUAGAACACAAACAACCUGAUGAUUCAUUGUUAAAAUGAUCAUUUGUAUUUCAAUUACCCUCGGCGUCAGCUUAAAUUCUUGUUUUCCUUGCAUGCCUCUAAAAACGAUGAAUUAAAGUAAAUGUAGGCGAUGUUCAACGACGUCAAAAACAUCCAAACUCUCACGCAGCUCGUGCAGAUGAAUCCUCAUCGGUCCAGUCGAACGCUCACUGAAACCUUUCUAUUUAAAACACUUCCGCACAAACAUUCUCACGCUCGCGCGGGAACGCUUCUCGAGGUCUGAAGUGUCCUAACGCCUCGUUCUUUAAUUACAGAUUUAAAAACUGAAUGUACGAUUAUUUUUUCUAUGUAUUUAAAAACAAAAAGUUGCACACUGAAAUACUUUCGUUCUGCAUAACAGAGUUCAGUACAGACGUACAGGUGAGGUCAAAAACCUCACGUCAACUGUUACGUAAAGACAAACGGCAAUAAUAAAGAUUUCUGACGUCUCGUGUGUGACUUCCAGUUCUUUCUGGUUGAACCGCUUCACCAGCAGCGACCGCACCUCCAGUAAAGGACACGUUCAAAGAACAAAUGGCAUUAAGCCUAAAACCAAACCCCACGCCAGUCAGUCAGAGGCAGACGGAUAUAAUAGUGUGUUGUUGCAACAGAGUCAACAUAAGUCCAGAUCUCAACGUGACGUAGAGAUUGUGAUGUUUUGUUUCGUUGAGAAACGAUAUUUGAGAUAUGUAGAUAUUACUUUAAAACAAGUCUUUAUUGUAAGAUGUGUAAACAGAUGUUGAUGUAUGUUGUGGGUAUAUAACUGAAACACAUGUGUCAUUAUAAAACAAACAAUAAAGUCUGUCUCCAUUCCCUCA